AUUAUUUACAGCGCCAUCUGUUGAGUUAAAAUAAAGCUUGAUAUGUCAGUUUCUUAUCGACCUGUCCGUUCGUGUUUACAUGAACGGAAAUGAAGUAUUUUUUUUAAUCUUUUCUUGUAAAUAAUUAUUAAUUUUUGGGAAAAUGGGCAGCACGGAGUACGCCCGUGAAUUAACAAGACUAUCAGUUGCUAAAAUUGUGCAUACAAUAGGAUACCACACAUCAAACACAAGCCCUUUGGAGAUACUUACUGAUAUUGCUGCCCAAUAUAUUAAAUCCUUGGGGAAAUUAACAAACGAAUAUGCCAAUUUGUAUAAUUUUUCUGAGGCUAAUUUGGAUCAUCUGGGCCUAGCAUUUCACCACUAUCACAUAAACCUACCUGAACUUGAAGAAUAUAUAAGUAAUGUAGAUAUGGGUGGGCCCCCUUUAUCAGCUCCAAAUUUUCCAAUACCAAAAGAGAAUCAUCUAAAUUUUUUAAAGCCAGGGAGUAAAGAAUGUGUUACAAGACCUGUACAUAUUCAUGAACAUUUACCACCUAUGUAUAAUAUGAAUGAAGUUGUUAAUGAAAAUGAGCCAGAACCAAUAGUGGAGGAUCAAGUUCAAGAUGAAAAACAAGAAAAUUCCAGCACAAUAUUUAAGCGCCCUUCAGAAAUAUCACCCAGUGAUAAUUUUAAAAGACCUAAAUUGGUGUUAGAAGAAGAAGGUCGGCCAACGAGAGAAAUAAGUAGUGUUAUGAUGACCACAUCUGGUUUUAUAUCGCCAGCACGCGAAGGAAAAUUACCAGAAUCUAGAACACCUUUAGCAACAUUAGAAACAGCGCCCCUACCGAAUACAACCGCCCCACCAAAUCCGCCAGCAAUCAGCAAACCAAAAGGUCCAAAACGAAUAGAAAAGAAAAAAGAGAAAGGCGCAAAAGAAUUAUUUAAAACGCAAGAAGAUAAAGUUAAAAAAGUUACAACUCCGAGAGAACCGAAAAUAAAAGCAACCGACAAACAAAUAGUCGCGAAUGAAUCUAGAGGUGGAAAAACCCAAAAUCAAACUAACAAUCGAGUUAAUAAAAACUCGAUGGGAAAUAGAUUAAAACCUGAUAAAUCUGGUGUAACAAUCACUCCCAUUAUGCCAUUAGAAAAUAUAAAAUUAUUUUCAGAACCCGACCGUAAAAAAGCAAACAUUUUCCGUAAAAUUUCCGCAAAAGCAGAUAAAUCAGAAAAUAAAGUAAAACCUAAAGAUGAAAAAUUGGAUUCAAGAGAAACAUCGCCUCUUCUUGUUAUAGAUGAGCCCUUCAUAGAUACAAACCCAACUAAUAAAUUUAAUUUAAUGUCUGAUGUGACGGUGGAAAUUGUUCCAAAACCACCACCUCAAAAUCCCCCGCCUAUUAAUCAAGAACGUUACUUCUCAGAUGACUCGCCCCCAGGCACACCAUUAACACCAAAAACUCCAGAAAUGGUCUCGCAUAGUCCACCAUUAACUAAAGAGAAAAAACGACGUGAAAAACCGCAAAAAAUGAAACGAAUACCAAAACAAACAAACGUUGAUGCUGGAGAUUUCGAACUUUAUCCUCGACCAAAAACCCCGGAAGUAGCCAAUAUGUUUCAACCAAUUCCGUUUCCCGUUUUUCCUCCGUCUUUAGGGCCUGGUUUAAUUCCUCAAUCGUUGUUUCAUAACAUGCCACUUCCGCUUGGUGUUCCAAGACCACCGUUUCCUUCGCCCCUUAUUGGAAGUAAUCCUAUGAUUAUGGAUCUUGCGAUACCACCCAUAGCACCUCCUAUUCUCAUCGAUGACGACGAUGAGGAGGAGGAAGAACAACCACCCAAACCAGAAAAGAAAACCAAGGAACACAAAAAAGAGAAAAAGGAUAAGAUUAAGAAAAAGAAUAAGAAGGAUAAAGUCAAGGAUAAGGCGGAGAAAAAGAAAUUAAAGGAGGAAAAGAAAGAAAAAAUUAAAAAGGAAAAAAAGGAUAAGAAGAAAGAAAAGGAGCAACGUGAUUCUGAUGUCCUUGUUCCAAAGCUUACAUUAAAAUUAGGAUCUCCAGCUUCUACAGUUACUUCCGCGGAAACUGAUAGAAAAUUGAAUAUAAAACCUAUAUUAAAAAAAGAAGAAGAAGAACCUAAAGUAACUCAUACGGAAUCAACAAGAGAAGUUUCGCCAGAAUUAGCAAAAAUUAGCGCAUUGGUAACUGGUCAGCCAAAACCAAAGGUGACAACUCCAAUAAAGGAUGAAGUGAUUGAAGAACCAGUGGUGGUAACUUCGCCAUCGAAACACCAAGGUCCAGGUAGGCCCAGAAUACACCCUGUUAAACAGAAACCAAUUAAAGCGCAAAAACAGCAAGUAGCGCAACAACCUCCACAACAAGUACCAAUUAAAGUGAGUACUGAGGAGACCCAACUGGAUAAAGAGGGGAAUGAAGUUUGGAUUUGUCCCGCUUGUGGUAAACAAGACGAUGGGAGCCCAAUGAUUGGUUGCGAUGAUUGCGAUGCUUGGUACCAUUGGGUGUGCGUUGGUAUACAAGUACCGCCUGAUGAUCAUGAAAAUUGGUACUGCAGACAGUGUUUAGCUAAAAAACAAGAAGUUCAUCAAUCUGAUAAAAAGAAAAAGAGGAAGAGGAAAGAAAAGAAAGAACAUUAAUUUUA
This is a messenger RNA of Onthophagus taurus, 2628 nucleotides long. It is a transcript of the gene Taf3, whose product is annotated as TBP-associated factor 3. The record is from RefSeq and is a predicted model, not a curated record. Gene Ontology annotation, biological process: double-strand break repair via homologous recombination; DNA replication. Gene Ontology annotation, cellular component: nucleus; cytoplasm; chromosome. Gene Ontology annotation, molecular function: 3'-5' DNA helicase activity; four-way junction helicase activity; ATP binding. NCBI's taxonomy places the organism in Eukaryota, Metazoa, Arthropoda, Insecta, Coleoptera, Scarabaeidae.